UUGCUUCCUACAUGUAUGCCUGGAGCAAGAGAGUUGAUGCAGUCCUCGACUUGCCAUAAGAAAUUCUUUAGUUUUUUAAUAUGGAGAUCUUACUGCCAGCAUGUCGCAUCUGGUAUUCAAGGAUACAACACGAGCUUUAAUCCAACCAGAAGAGCUUUAGAUAGAGCAGACAAUGAAUUUGAACUGAUCGGACCCAAAGCCUCUUUCCAUGGGUCGGCCCUCAAAUUGGAAGAUGCUCCAAAACUUAAAUUACCUGAGGUUGCUUUUAUUGGAAGAACAAGUGUUGGUAAAUCAUCUCUCAUAAAUGCAAUCUUGAACAGGAAAAAGUUUGUGAAGACAUCAAAGAAGCCAGGACACACAAGACUUGUUAACUUUUUCAACAUCAAUUCAAAAAUGUACCUAGUGGAUCUUCCUGGCUAUGGAUAUGUGGAGGGUCUUGGAAGCAAGCGAGGAACUGAACACUUUGUCAAAGUUGCAGAGACUUACCUGAGAGAACGAGCUGGAAAAGAGUUAAGAAGUGUUUGUCUUCUGAUUGAUGGGAAAGUUGGGGUGAAAAAAAGUGAUCUCAUAGCAUUUGAAAUGAUGGGAGAGUUUGGUGGUCCUUUUCAAGUGAUUUUGACAAAAAUGGACAAGCUUCCCAAGCCAAGACACCAGGCAGUGAUUGAAGAAAUCUACAAAAUCAAAGAAAAGUUUUCACUAGACAAUUGCUUUCCCCAUGUAUUUGCUGUAAGUUCUACAGAAAAGACAGGAUUAUCAGAAUUGAGAUAUUUCAUCAGUCUAAAUGUGGGCUUAAAAAAUAGCGAAAAUUGGUGAACAAAACCAAGCCAAUGAAUGGAGGACUAUCAGAUGUACCUGUCAGAGGAGCAAUCUUCUAUUCAUGAAGUUGUUGUAUCGAAAAAAUGCGUCAUCCAUAAAGACAUAAUAAAAUAGAUAAAAAUUAAUGAGGAUUAAAGCAGAGCCACCACAUGCUCUUGGGUUACAAUGAGGAAAAGUAAAAGGAAGCAGCGCAUUGAAAUAUUUGUACGCCAGUGGAUGAAUAAUUUAGGGAUGAACAAAAGGAAUAAUCUUAAAAGGGGUAAUAAUCUUAAAAGGGGUAUCCCGUUGAGUGUAGCUUGCAGAACAUGUGCCAUUUUUUUGCGUUUUUUUUUUUUUCUUUUUUUCCCAGGCAAGUGGAAGCGAGUGCGAGCCGGGUGUCUCGCUUCCCGCACACACCUCUCACUGGCCCUGUCUCGUCUGAAAAACGCAAAAACACGGCCCCUGUCCAGGAGGGUAACCGAAAUGGGUUUACAAAAAGACAAAGGUUUUGUGCACCAAAAAUUUGUUCAUAAUUUCAUCAUAAAAAAAAAACAAGAAAAGCACUACGCGACUAGUUCUCGUCAAAGCCUCGAAAAUAAUAUCAAUGAGAAUAAUCAAGGCUCGUUAAACACAUUCCAUACAAAACAUACUUUAAUCAGCAUUCGUUAACGAUGGCGCUCAUUUUCUACUAAUAUAACUUUGUUGUUGUAUUUUGCGAGUGGAAGUCGUUUUAAUAAUACCAGAUUAAGAUCGUAUAAAAACGAACCCAGGUUGGUCCCCAGGUUAAUGUCCUCCGUCGAUUAAAAAAAACAAAAAUAAAGAACAAUUACAGAUACUAAAGGACUAUUACCAAUGAAAACGUUGAGAAUUAGUAACACGAGAGAGAUAUAACGUAAUAAUGAAAACGUAUGGGAAAAGAGCUUUAAAACCCUUGAAAAUCGUUAUUGAAGUUUUCAAUAGAUAAAUACUGUCCUUAUUUCGUCUUCACAGAAAACUCAAUAAAGUUAUUAAAAAAAA
Messenger RNA from Pocillopora damicornis (cauliflower coral), 1812 nucleotides. RefSeq lists its product as uncharacterized. The record is from RefSeq and is a predicted model, not a curated record. Gene Ontology annotation, cellular component: mitochondrion. NCBI's taxonomy places the organism in Eukaryota, Metazoa, Cnidaria, Anthozoa, Scleractinia, Pocilloporidae. Gene Ontology annotation, molecular function: GTP binding.